CGGCUACCUGAGGGCCCGGCGCCGCGUGGCGGCGCUGAGGGGUCGCCGAGAGGAGCUCCGCGGCGUCUGUUGGAGCCGUUCCCUCGUUGGGCCGCCGGCGAGGGCAUGAGCGCGGACUCCCUCUGCCUCCAGAGCGGCGGGAGCGGCGAGGGGAGAAGGCGCCGCUUGGAGGCCACCGUCCAGGGCAGCGCCGGGGGAGAGCAGGGCGGGAGAUGUGCCUGUCCUUAGCGGCCCAGGAAGCAGCAUGCACCCCGAGGCCACCGACAGCAGCGGCGCCAGCCUCACGGAAGCCCCGGGCGAGCGGCGGCCGGAUUCCCGGGAGGACGCGGCAGCCCCCGGGGGCCCUGGCGGCGGGAGCUGGCGGGCGCCGGUGGCCGUGGCCGCCCUCGCCGCCGUGCCCCUCUGCUUCCUGGGGCCCGGCUGCUGGGAAGCGGGAAGCGCGGGGCCGGGCACCGUCCUGCUCAGGCUCAGCCUGUACCUGGGCUGCGCUGCGGCCGCCUUCCUGCUGGGGACCUUGUUCUCCCUGGUCUGCCGGAGCCCGCAAGCUCCGCCGCCCGACUUCGCCGCCGCCUGGAGACGGCUGGCCGCGGCCGCCCGCCGCCCGCCGGAGAGCCCUGUGUGUGGAAACUCACACGAGUCAGUUCAGUCUAGAAGGGUAGUCAUUUCUCAUAACAUGGACAAGGCUCUGAAAGAAGUGUUUGACUACAGUUACAGAGACUACAUCCUGUCCUGGUAUGGAAGCCUCAGCAGAGACGAGGGGCAGCUCUACCACCUGCUUUCCGAGGACUUCUGGGAAGUUGUCAGACGGCUGCGCCACAGGCUGAGCCGCGUGGACAUGGUCAGAGUUGUCUGCAGUGAUGUCGUGAGAGCUUUACUCGCUCACUUCUGUGACCUGAAGGCGGCAGACGCCAGACAUGAAGAACAGCCGAGGCCCUUUGUGUUGCAUGCAUUCUUGAGGAACUCAGAUGAUGAAGUAAGAUUUCUACAAACGUGUUCUCGGGUUCUGGUGUUUUGUCUCCUUCCCUCAAAGGAUGUCCAGUCUCUCAGCUUACGCAUAAUGCUCGCAGAAAUUCUCACAGCAAAAGUCUUAAAGCCAGUAGUGGAGUUACUUAGUAAUCCAGAUUACAUUAACCAGAUGUUGCUUGCCCAGUUGGAGCACAGAGAACAGGUGAAUGAACAUCACAAGAGAGCCUACACGUAUGCUCCCUCCUAUGAAGAGUUCAUCAAGCUUAUUAACAGCAACUCUGAUGUUGAGUUCUUGAAGCAACUAAGAUGUCCCAUGGUUCCUCUUGCUGAUGGCAGUGGGUCAGUAAACCUGAGGCUGUUGGACUACAGUGACCCUGGUGGUCUUCGAUUGAUCAGGCUGAGACACUAUUAUGGUCCGGAAAAAAAGUAUCAAAUUGUAGUGGAAAUAAUCCAAGCAACUACAAUUAGCAGCUUCCCCCAGCUGAAGAGGCACAAGGGUAAAGAAACUGCUGCUAUGAAGGCUGAUCUCCUGAGGGCCAGGAACAUGAAAAGGUACAUUAACCAACUGACUGUGGCAAAGAAGCAGUGUGAGAAGAGGAUCAGAAUCCUGGGAGGCCCUGCCUACGACCAGCAAGAGGAUGGGCCCUUGGAUGAGGGGGAAGGGCCUCAAAGCCAGAAGAUUCUUCAAUUCGAAGAUAUCUUGGCCAAUGCUUCCUACCGAGAGCACUUUCGAACAUACAUGGAAAGGAUGGACAAGAGAGCUCUGAUUAGCUUUUGGGAGUCUGUGGAAUAUUUAAAGAAUGCUCACAAGAACGAAAUUCCACAAUUAGUUGGUGAAAUUUACCAGAAUUUCUUCGUGGAGAGCAAAGAAAUAUCUGUGGAAAAAUCACUUUACAAAGAAAUCCAGCAGUGUCUUGUAGGAAAUAAAGGAAUCGAAGUGUUCUGCAAAAUCCAGGGAGACGUUUAUGAGAUGCUGAAGGAUAGGUAUUACCCUUCAUUUAUUGUCAGUGAUCUGUAUGAGAAAUUGAUGAUAAAAGAGGAAGAAAAGCAUGUCUCCCAGUUGAUUUCCAACAAGGAUGAAAUGGACCCGGGAGGUGAGGCUGGUGAGGAAUCUGUGGAUGACGGCACCAGUCGGAUUAAUGAACAAACCAGUUUUGCUGUAAACAAACUACGAGAACUAAAUGAGAAACUUGACUAUAAGAGGCAAGCUCUAAAUUCUAUUCAAAAUGCACCAAAACCUGACAAGAAGAUUGUUUCUAAGUUGAAGGAGGAAAUAAUUCUAAUAGAGAAAGAACGCACAGAACUUCAGCUGCACAUGGCAAGAACAGAUUGGUGGUGUGAGAACCUCGGUAUGUGGAAAGCCUCCAUCACCAGUGGAGAGGUUACAGAAGACAAUGGUGAACAAAUGCCCUGUUACUUUGUCAUGGUAAGCUUACAAGAAGUUGGAGGAGUUGAAACUAAGAACUGGACGGUCCCCAGAAGGCUCAGUGAGUUUCAGAAUUUACACCGGAAACUUAGUGAGUGUUUCCCUUCUUUAAAAAAAGUCCAGUUGCCUUCUCUUAGCAAGCUGCCUUUCAAAUCUGUAGAUCAAAAGUUUAUGGAAAAGUCAAAGAAUCAAUUAAAUAAGUUUUUACAGAAUCUGCUUUCAGAUGAAAGACUGUGUCAGAGUGAAGCACUUUAUGCCUUUUUGAGCCCUUCUCCUGACUACCUCAAGGUUAUUGACGUGCAGGGGAAGAAGUCCACUUUUUCAUUAUCCUCAUUUCUGGAAAGACUCCCUCGCGACUUCUUCUCCCAUCAGGAGGAGGAGGCAGAGGAGGACAGUGACCUGUCAGAUUGCGGUGAUGACGUGGAUGGAAGGAAAGACUCCUUGGCUGAACCAUGUUUCAUGCUGAUUGGGGAGAUUUUUGAACUUCGAGGAAUGUUUAAAUGGGUGAGAAGAACAUUAAUUGCUCUCGUUCAGGUCACUUUCGGAAGAACCAUCAACAAACAACUCCGGGACGCAGUGGACUGGGCUCUCAGCGAGCAAAUGGUGGUCUACUACAUCGGCGCUCUCCGGGAUGCUUUGUGGCCCGGUGGGAAUUUGGCACCUCCGAACACAAUCCCAAGUGAAGAGCAAAGCCAGGAAACAAAGCGGAGAGCACAGCAGAAGCUGCUUGAAAACAUUCCAGAUAUGCUUCAGAGCCUUGUUGGACAGCAAAAUGCCCGUCAUGGUAUAAUAAAAAUAUUCAACGCACUGCAAGAAACGAGAGCCAAUAAGCAUCUGUUAUAUGUGCUGAUGGAACUGCUGCUAAUUGAAUUGUGUCCUGAGCUGAGAACUCACUUAGAUGAACUUAAGGCUUGUCAGGUUUGAGACUCCACAAAUAAACCAUCAGAGAAAUGUCUGUAAUAAUAGACAUGAAACAUUUUCCUCUUUUCCACAGAGGGCUUGACUGAGAACCAUACCGAUCUUUUAGUUACCUCCCUCUUGUUCUAUGUGAAUUAAGCAGAAUUGGGGGGAAAACUUGAUGCUGUAUAUUAGGCAACAGAAAAAAACACUUGUUAAUUAUUUUUAUUUUAAUAUAAAUCCUUUAAAGGUCAACAUACUGAUUGAAAUAUAAGUGUUAAUAUGUGAUAAGAACCUAGGAAAUAUUUUAAAUAUUUAUUAAGUUUUGUUUUAAAGUUUGUUUUAAAUGAAUUAUGAACGUUGUACAGUUGAUUUCCUCACUGAGGAGUCUGAACAUUCCUCUAUUCGUGUGUGUUGAAUACUGUUGUGCAAUGCUUUGUGUGAAGUUAUUGUGAAAAUUUUAUUGUCUUUAUUUUUACCAAAGAUUUCCCAUAGUUUGAAGCAUCUGAAGCAAUAAAAUAUGAAAAUGAAUCAUA
This is a messenger RNA of Delphinapterus leucas (beluga whale), 3825 nucleotides long. It is a transcript of the gene SNX25, whose product is annotated as sorting nexin 25. The record is from RefSeq and is a predicted model, not a curated record. Gene Ontology annotation, cellular component: endosome. Gene Ontology annotation, molecular function: phosphatidylinositol binding. NCBI's taxonomy places the organism in Eukaryota, Metazoa, Chordata, Mammalia, Artiodactyla, Monodontidae.